Papilio machaon (common yellow swallowtail) is the source of this 2197-nucleotide messenger RNA. RefSeq names its product protein fem-1 homolog A (gene m-cup). The coding region runs from base 224 to 2197 and encodes 657 amino acids. The record is from RefSeq and is a predicted model, not a curated record. Gene Ontology annotation, cellular component: cytoplasm. Gene Ontology annotation, molecular function: protein binding. Lineage: Eukaryota; Metazoa; Arthropoda; Insecta; Lepidoptera; Papilionidae. The transcript has 7 exons.
ACCAUCCAAAAUAAUUCUACUUACUUCGCAAACUUUUUCCUAAAUCUGGUCACACCGCCAACCUGUUAGCAAAUCAAAAAUCAAUAACAUUGAAUUGACGUCAACGUCGAUUUUUACAUCAAUUUAAAUUUCAAUUUGUUUUGUUCUAGGCAAGGUAAAGGUGCCGUGUGGUACUCGCUUCAGGUAAAGGGAAAGAAGAAUUAGUGAUUCAGUGCUAUUAAAAAUGUGGGAAGGAGGCUCGAACCCAAACAGACCAAUGGGCAGCAAAAAUUUGGAUAUAAAGAACCAUGAUUUGGUGUUUAAUGAGCUGAUGCAGGAGUGCAGACACAGUCCCCCGGGAGCGCGCCUCUCCAAGAAGCUUCGGGCUGGGCUCGAGAAGAUGCGGCCGGAGGAGCGGCGCGAGCUGUGCCGACGCAUGCGCGACGGCUGCGCGCCGCUGUUCGUGGCGAGCAAGCGCGGCAACGUCGAGAUCGUCGAGUACCUGAUCCACGUGUGCGCGGCCGACCUCGAGCAGCGCGGGGUGUACGAGGUGGCCGACGACCAAAUGGUGCACUCGGUGACGCCGCUGUGGUGCGCCGCGGUGGCCGGCCGGCUGGCGGUGCUGCGCGUGCUGGCGGACGCGGGCGCCGACCUGAACGCUUGCAGCGACAGCGGCUCGACGCCCGUGCGUUCCGCCUGCUUCAUGACGCGCGCCGAGGUGGUCGAGUUCCUGGUGGAGCGCGGCGCCGACAUCCACCGGCCCAACCACAACGGCGGCACGUGCCUCAUCAACUCGGUGCAGUCGCUGCGCCUGCUGAAGCUGCUGCUGCAGCACGGCGCCGACGUGAACGCGUGCGACAUGCAGCGCAAGACGGCGCUGCACUACGCCGUGCAGGAGCAGCGCGUGGAGGCGGCGCGCCUGCUGCUGCAGCACGGCGCCAACCCGCGCCUCGCCUCCUGCUCCGGCGACGACGCGCUGCGCAUCGCCUGCCUCAAGGGGGCUCCGCAGGUGGUGGCGGUGCUCAGCGCGGCGACGCACUUCUGCCCCGCGCGAGUCGCCGACGCCUACGAGCUGCUCGGCGCCACGCAGCUCGACGAGUUCAACGACUUGACCGCCACGCUCAUCUCCUGGCGCCGCGCCACAGCGAUCCGGCACGCGUACGGUCCGUACAUAGGCAAGCAGCCCCAGCGGCCCCCGCAGCCGGCGCUGGGCAACGCGCGCGAGUGGCGCACCUCGGCCGAGCUGGAGGCGCUGGCGGUCGACGUGGACGCCGUGCGCACGCAGGCCCUGCUGGUGGCCGAGCGCGUGCUGGGCCCCGCGCACAAGGACACCAUCUUCAGGCUCAUGUACCGCGGCGCGUCGUACGCGGACGCGUUCCGCUACCAGCGCUGCAUCGACCUGUGGACGUGGGCGCUGCAGAUCCGCCUCGAGAAGGACUCGCUGCUCUUCAGCGACGCGCCCACGGACACGUGCCACACGGCGAGCGCGCUGACGCGGCUGCUGCUGGACGCGCACGGCAGCCGACUGGAGCGCGCGCGCGGGCUGCCGCGGCACGUCGACGUGGUGCGCGUGUUCGCGCUGCUGGCCGAGCACCUGCCCGCGUGCCGGCGCGCGCUCGACGCGCGUCCCGUGCACAAGAAGCAGGCGGAGACGUUCGACCGCGCGCUGCGCUGCGUCACGCACCUGCUGCACCUGCUGGCGGAGACGCGCGGGGCGCAGCGCGCGGCGGUGUGCGCGCGCGUGCGUCGCCUGCUGGCCGCCGACGUGCGCAGCGCCCACACCGGCGACACGCUGCUGCACCUCGCCGUCUCGCGCCUCAACGUCAUCCGCUCCACGUACUUCGCGGACGAGGUGCCGGUGCCGCCGGUGUUCCCGUCGGUGGGCGUGGUGACGCUGCUGCUGGAGUGCGGCGCGGACCCCUGCCAGCGCAACGCGGCGCGCUCCACGCCGCUGCACGUCGCCGCCAUACCGUACAACUUCUCCACGGAGCUGGUGGAGCGGCUGCUGGAGGGCGGCGCGCACAUCGACCAGCCCAACAAGUUCGGGGACUGCGCGGGCGAGCUGAUCGCGCUCAACCGCGGCUCGCGCGUCUGCCCGCUGCGCUACACCACGCUGCGCUGCCUGGCCGCGCGCGCCGUGCUCGCCUCGCGCCGCCCCGUGCCCCGCUCCGCCCUGCCCCACACCCUGCACCGCUUCCUGCAGCUGCACCGCCCCUAG